AUGGAUUAUACGCUCGAGCCCAAUGUGACAGUAAUUGACUACUACUACCCUGACAGCCUCUCAAGCCUCUGAGAUGUGGAAAUUACUCAGACAGAGGGCAGGUUGCUUCUUGCUGUCUUUUACUGCCUCCUGUUUGUACUUGGCCUUCUCGGGAACAGCCUAGUCAUCCUGGUCCUUGUUGUCUGCAAGAAGCUGAAGAGCAUCACAGACAUAUACCUCUUGAACCUGGCGCUGUCGGACCUGCUUUUUGUCUUCUCCUUCCCCUUUCUGACGCACUAUCACCACCACCAGUGGGUGUUUGGGACUGUCAUGUGUAAGGUGGUCUCUGGCUUUUAUUACAUUAGCUUCUUCAGCAGCAUGUUUUUUUAUACCCUCAUGAGUGUGGACAGGUACCUGGCCAUUGUCCACGCCGUGUAUGCCAUGAGGGUGAGGACAGCUAGGAUGGGCACGGCCCUGACCCUGGUGGUGUGGCUGACCGCCGGCAUGGCCACCAGCCCACUGGUGGUAUUUUACCAAGUGUCCUCUGAAGAUGGCGUCCUAGAGUGUUACUCAUAUUACGAUCAACAGACUGUAAAGUGGAAGCUCUUCAUCCACUUUGAAAUGAACUUCUUAGGCCUGUUGAUCCCAUUCACCAUCCUCCUGUUCUGCUACAUUAGCAUCCUGCACCAGCUGAAGAAUUGCCAAAACCAAAACAAGGCCAAGGCCAUCAAGUUGGUGCUCAUCGUGGUCAUUGUAUCAUUAGUCUUCUGGGUCCCCUUCAAUGUGGUCCUCUUCCUCACUUCCCUGCAUGACCUGCACGUCCUGGAUGGGUGUGUCCUGAACCAGCAGCUGACGUACGCCACCUCUGUCACGGAAAUCAUUUCCUUCACUCACUGCUGUGUCAACCCCAUUAUCUAUGCUUUCAUGGGCGAGAAGUUCAAGAAACACCUCUCGGAAAUGUUUCAGAAAAUUUGCAACCACAUGCUCCUCUACGUAAGAACAAUCCCCAAGGAACACAGGGAGAAGUCCUUACCUUCUCAGCACUCCUUCCGCUCCUCCAGCAUGGACUACAUUCUGUGAGCACACGGCCCCUGGACUGGCCGCCGCUUUCGCCUC
Molecule: messenger RNA, 1095 nt
Organism: Phyllostomus hastatus (greater spear-nosed bat)
Lineage: Eukaryota; Metazoa; Chordata; Mammalia; Chiroptera; Phyllostomidae
Product: C-C chemokine receptor type 8-like
Exons: 1
Biological process (GO): immune response; chemotaxis; positive regulation of cytosolic calcium ion concentration
Cellular component (GO): membrane
Molecular function (GO): C-C chemokine receptor activity
Source: RefSeq, a predicted model, not a curated record